Magnolia sinica is the source of this 2845-nucleotide messenger RNA. RefSeq names its product probable disease resistance protein At1g58602. The coding region runs from base 46 to 2694 and encodes 882 amino acids. Gene Ontology annotation, molecular function: ADP binding. The record is from RefSeq and is a predicted model, not a curated record. The transcript is spliced from 2 exons. Gene Ontology annotation, biological process: defense response to other organism. Lineage: Eukaryota; Viridiplantae; Streptophyta; Magnoliopsida; Magnoliales; Magnoliaceae.
UUUCUUUCUUUCCGGUAACAGCAAAAAAAAACAGAGUGAGGAAAGAUGUCCCUAGUUGAGUCCGUUGUCGAGCUCCUUCUCGGAAAACUGGCUGAACCACUCAUUCGAGAAGCCAUUUUCUUACAUGGGGUUCAUGAUCAAGUCGAAUUACUCACGUUCGAAUUUGAGAGGAUGGUAGCCUUCAUGGAGGAUGCAGACUCCAAGCAAGAAGGAGAUAGAAGAGUGAAAAGAUGGGUGCGGCAUGUGAGAGAUGUUGCAUAUGAUGCUGAGGACGUCAUUGACACCUUCAUCUUCAAGAUAGCAACCUCGAAGCCAAGGGGAUUUUUGGCCCGCAUUAGAAUGUACGCUUUCACCCCCACUGAGUUGAUAGCUCGCCAUGAGGUGGGCUCAGAGAUCGAACGGAUAAAGAAUAAAAUCCGUGACAUCUCCGAAAGUAGGUCGACUUACGGAAUUGAAAAUAUAGGUCAGCAAGCAGGGACGAGCUCCGCUGGUCCAAGCCUCAAGGAAUGGAGGCUCACUUCUCCUCUUUCUCAAGAACCAGAUUUUGUUGGCUUUGAGAAAGAUAUGGAGAUAUUGGUGGGUCGAUUGACGAAGGGGGAGUCGCGGCAUGUUGUUUCUGUAGUCGGAAUGGGUGGUCUGGGUAAAACCACUCUUAUCAGGAAAGUUUAUAAUAACACCCGUGUGAAGAUACAUUUUCACUUUUGUGAAUGGAUUUCUAUAUCACAAGAGUAUCGUGUAAAAGAUCUUCUUCAUAACUUCAUAUAUUGCCAUAUGGUGCUCUCAAAAGAGGAUCUCGAGAAAGUGCAGAAAAUGAACGUCUUUGAGCUGAGGCAUAAAAUUUCUUUGUAUCUGCAAGAAAAGAAAUACCUAAUGGUAUUAGAUGAUAUAUGGACAGUGGAAGCAUGGGAUGCUCUCAAGGAUGCUUUCCCUGAUAUGAAUAAUGGAAGCAGGGUCAUGCUCACCACGCGCAACAAAGACGUAGCUUUACAUGCUCAAAGCCUUCUCCAUGAACUGCGAUUUCUAGAAAAAGAUGAAAGCUGGGAUUUGUUCUGCAAGAAAGCAUUCCCUGGGCAAAAUAACAUUUGCCCUCCGGAUCAUUUGGAGAAAUUGGGAAGAGUGAUUGUGGAAAAAUGUCAUGGUCUACCUCUUGCCAUCGUUGUCAUCGGAGGGCUAUUAGCAAGGAAAGAAGCAAGGGAGUGGGAGAAUGUACAAAAGAGCCUUAGCUGGCAGUUCAUCCAAGGAGAAGUCAAAAUCUCCCACAUAUUAUCUUUGAGCUAUAAAGAUCUUCCCUAUUAUUUAAAACCAUGUUUUCUCUAUCUGGGCAAUUUUCCAGAAGACCAUGAGUUCCAUGCCAAGGAGCUGAUUCAAAUGUGGGCUGCUGAAGGGUUUCUUCAACAGAGAGGGGAAGAAACAUUAGAAGAGGUUGGAGAAGAUUGUCUAAAGGAGUUGAUCCAGAGAAACAUGGUUCAGGUAGCAAGAAGUUCAAGCGGGAAUAUUAAAAGUUGUCGCAUCCAUGAUCUUUUACGAGAUCUCUCCAUAUCAGAAGCUAAGGAAGGUAUGUUUCUUCAAGUUCAGAGUGGGAUCAAUGCAAAUGCUCCACCUGCAUCUAGAGCCCGUCGACUUGCAAUUCACCAUAACAACUCAAGUAAGUACAUUUCCUUAAGCUGUUCCACUCCACACCUUCGUUCUGUGUUGAUCUACAAUGAAGGCGAUGCAUGGCUUCAAAGGGAAGAAGUGAAGUUUCUCUUUAGAGGCUUUAAGUUGCUUAGGGUGUUGUAUAUACAUAGUAAAUACAUUAUAAAGCUACCAAGGGAAAUAGGGGAACUAAUCCACUUGAGAUACCUGGGCUGUACCGGCACUAAUUUAGAAAGCCUCCCAUCGUCGAUAGGCAAUCUUCUUAAUUUACAAACUCUAUUUGUAACAUCCAAUUAUAUUAUGAAAGUACCAAGCACAAUCGAGAAGAUGCAACAGUUAAGACAUUUUCAAGUGAAGAGCAUAACUAAGGAUGCGAGUACAAUUUAUGGAGAGAUAGAAGCGCGUCCAAGGCUUGACUGGAUAAAUAGCCUCCAGACUCUAUCACUUGUAAGAUGUGGCAAAUGGAUGGAAGAGGGUUGCUUGGGAAAGCUCACCAAUCUUAGAAAAUUAGGGAUAUUGGUAGAUACAAAAGCAGAUGCUGAGGUAUUUAAGCAAGUUACCCGACUGGACUGCCUCCACUCUCUCAAUUUGAAAGGAAGUUUAAGCAAGUUACCCGAUUCCAGUUUCUUCCCAACAAACCUCACUAACCUCACCUUGAAAUAUUCCCGUUUAGAGGAAGACCCAAUGGCGACGUUGGAGAAGCUGAAAAACCUUCGCAUUCUCAGAUUGCUGAAUUGGUCAUAUAUGGGAAAGGAAAUGGCUUGCUCUGCACAAGGGUUUCCUCGACUCGAAUCCUUACAUCUUCAUCAGUUAUAUGAAUUAGAAGAGUGGAGAGUGGAGGAAGGAUCUAUGCCAAGUCUUUUACAUUUACAGAUCUAUGAAUGCACGGAAUUGAAGAAGCUUCCGGAAGGACUGCAACACGUUAGUACCCUCAACAAAUUGGAGUUGUGGAGGAUGCCCAGUAAAUUCAAAGCAAGGCUUGAAGAAGACAGGGGAGAGGAUUGGUAUAAGAUUCUGCAUGUGCUCUCCAUCGACAUAAGCUAUACGUGGAUAUGGUAAUUAGCAGUGGCGCAUUCCCUCGUUGCCAGAGCUAGAAAUCUGCACGUUAAUUGUUUCAAGGAAUGCUUCAACCAAGACCCUUUUCGCAACUUCUUGUGCGGUUAGAUGAAACCAACAGAUUCUAAGCAGUCGCACUCUCUGUCUUUGCUCA